CCGGGUUUUUUCAGAACCCAGUGGCUCUGAACGUAAACAAAGAUUUAGACAUGGUCUGCUCCUGACGACAGUUUUUCAAUCGGUAUGAAGAAUUUUAAGCUUCUGCUGCAUGGAAAGAAUUUCAGCGAAGAGACUCUCUUGAUAAGUUCUAAAGAUUACCCAACUCUUCGUAUUGGUGAUAUCGUUGAAAUAAAUUCUACUGAUGUCAUUUGCAGCCCUCUUUUGUUAGAAGUUACAUCAUUUUGCAAUGAUAUGCAACAGAAAGGUUGUAUUAGCAUUGAUCAAUCAAUAGCAAAUAAUUUUCAAUUAAAACACUAUAGUGAAGUUACUGUUAAAGUCAUUGAGAAUUUAAAAGAUGUUUCUUUGGAUUCAGUGGAACUUACAUUCAAAGAUCAGUAUCUGGCUCGGAGUGAUAUGUGGAGACUGAAGAGGCAUUUGGUCAACACUUGCCUUUAUCCAAACAAAAAGAUAGAAGUUUUUGGAAUAAGGUAUAUAAAUUUAAUUGAUCUAUUAAUUGUAAUAUGAAUUGUAUUAUGUUUGCUUUUAUGGUCACUGUGCAAAAAAUGUCGUUUCUAGACUUAAGGUAUUUAAAAAUCAUUUCGAGUGAUUUAACUGUUUAAAUAUAUUUUUAGUGCGUAUUAUUUUAUGAAUUGCUUUACAAUUUAUUGAAAGGUAUAUAGAACUUUUAAUGCAGUACUGGAAUUUAUGACAAUGUCUUGAGUAUUGUCAACUGUAUUAUUAAAAAAUGAAGAAACUGCAUGUAUAUAUGUA
Molecule: messenger RNA, 771 nt
Organism: Stegodyphus dumicola
Lineage: Eukaryota; Metazoa; Arthropoda; Arachnida; Araneae; Eresidae
Gene: Iml1
Product: GATOR complex protein Iml1
Biological process (GO): intracellular signal transduction; positive regulation of autophagy; cellular response to amino acid starvation
Cellular component (GO): lysosomal membrane; GATOR1 complex
Molecular function (GO): GTPase activator activity
Source: RefSeq, a predicted model, not a curated record